Messenger RNA from Bombyx mori (domestic silkworm), 2625 nucleotides. RefSeq lists its product as uncharacterized. The record is from RefSeq and is a predicted model, not a curated record. The coding region runs from base 619 to 1632 and encodes 337 amino acids. The transcript is spliced from 6 exons. NCBI's taxonomy places the organism in Eukaryota, Metazoa, Arthropoda, Insecta, Lepidoptera, Bombycidae.
CUGAGCUCAGUGUGUACUGCAAUGCAACGGAAAAUAUGCGUGUUUACCAAAGUCGUUUCGGUAGAACGGUGUCGUGUGUUGCGUCACGUUUAAGGAAAUUGAUAGUGCGCCGAGGUCGACGUGACUAACAUUUUCGCUUCUUGUGUUCAUUUGUGAUUAAAUUUUCAUUUCUCUAAUUCGUAUUUAAGUGUGGUGCUGUGAUUUACAAUCAAAAUGAAAUUUAUUUUAUCCCAUCCCGUUCCUCCUUGUGGGUGGAGGCCAGACAAAUGUCCGAUGUUCAACACGCCACGCGACCGACAUAACCUUGUGACGCCAAGUGAGUAUAUUUUUUGUACUAAUACUCGAACGUCAUGAAUGCAAAAACAGUGUAAACGCAAAUUAAAAUUAGAUUUAUCAUUAAAUAAUCAGUUAUAUCUGUUGUAAAUUCGUACAUUUUGGUCAAAUAUAUCGGUCCCAAGCGUAUUUCGAAUAUUAUUAUUGAACGUCAUAGCGAGGUUCAGUCGACAAGAUGGCGGCGAGUGGGGAGAGGGCGCCCAGUUGGCCAGGUGCUGCCGCCGCGUCGAGUUCGGCGCUGUAGUCAAACUAAAUACGCAGUGUUGUACAUUUAGAACGUUCACAAUGGCUACCGCGAAAGACACGUCUACUUUCUUUCUGGAGGCAAAUGCAAAAGAAUUCGAUAGUGUAUUAAAGUUGUAUCCUCAGGCGAUUAAACUAAAAGCUGAACGUAAAACAAAAAGACCAGAUGAGCUCAUAAAAUUGGACAAUUGGUAUCAAAAUGAACUUCCCAAGAAGAUCAAAUCGCGGGGUAAAGAUGCGCACAUGAUCCACGAAGAACUUGUCCAGCUCAUGAAAUGGAAACAGGCCAGAGGAAAAUUCUACCCGCAGUUGUCGUAUCUGAUAAAAGUGAACACGCCACGAGCUGUGAUGCAAGAGACGAAAAAGGCCUUCCGCAAACUGCCCAAUAUCGAAUCCGCGAUGACCGCUCUAAGCAAUCUCAAAGGCGUGGGAACGGCCACAGCAUCAGCGUUAUUAGCUGCCGCUAGUCCAGAAAUAGCACCGUUUAUGGCUGACGAAUGCGUCCAGGCGAUCCCCGAAAUGGAAGGCAGCGAUUACACAGCAAGGGAAUACCUCAAUUUCGUAAGCCACAUACGAAACGUCUGUGAUAGGUUAAACGAGGAACAAAACGGCUGCGGCAAGAAAUGGUUUCCACACAUGGUAGAGCUGGCCCUCUGGACGCACAACAUUGUAUCGGACUUACAACCACAGUUAUUAGGGAAAGAGCCCAACAACCGUCCGGCUGCAAACGGCGGCUCCCCCCUUCCCAGUGACGAGAGCAACUUAGAGCCCCCAGCGACAAACGGUAACGGUAAACUCGUAACGGACUGCGUGAAUGAGGAUACCACGACGUCGUGCACAGAAGACUCGAUGGACGCGAAAGCCGCAUCACCCUCCACCCCCGCUACCCCUGCCACUCCAGCGUCACCCUCAGACAACUCAGACUCUGCAGUCAGCACGCCACGAACUAAAAGACAAUUGGAGGAAGGUAGUUCGGCGGAAGAAAACUCACUGGGAGACUCGUCUGAGGCCACGCUACCUAACAUCGCAAAGAAACUAAGGAAAGCCACACACUGACACCCGCGCGCGGUCCCCCACCAAACCCCUCGUAAAUAACUUCAUAGACUUAAAUAUUGUACCUAGGUAAUUUAUUUUCGAUUCCGUUAAAUUUUAACUUAGAACUAAGUUAACGAAUACCGGUCGGUUUUUGUAAGUUUUAUAGGGUAUUAAUUGAUAAUUGAUUAAUUGAAUACUAAUUAAAUGUUUUUCGGAUGUGUUUCGAUGGCUCGUCGGGCGUCUCCUUCGAGAGUAUGAGAUUGUACAAUAUAUUAUAAAGACGUGAGUGUAGUCGUGGCUCGCGACUGAGAGCCCAGCGUUAGUUUACGUUUGUAAUGUUUCGUUUUUUUUUUUGAAUGUAUGAAAAGUUCGUAACGCGCGAGACAUUCCACUAAUUGUAAAAGUGAUAUUUCGGCGGCGAGGGUCCUCCGCCGUUACCGAGUUCCGGUUUGUGUUCGAAUGGUCUCGUCAAUCUUCAGUUUCUAUCGAAAAGGUUCAUAUAUUUUUUGGAAGCAAGCACGGUCCUAGUACUUUAUAAGACUAUAAUUCACAUGAAAAGUUACUAGAAUACGAGCAGAGCGAGAAUAUUUUUGCUCAACACGAUCAAUUUAUGUAGGGCACGUAAAUAGUGACGUCAUUAUUCAAUAGUCUGCCCUCCUCUAAUGUGAAAACGCUGAUGAACGCGGUGAAUAAAUUUUAAGACAAUCAGCCAAUACGCUGUUUUUUUUUUAUCAUAUAAAGGGUAUUUCAAAUAAAAUUAACCCCGAUAUUCUCGAUUGCUGGUAUUCAAGAACCGUCCUUAUGUAGAUGGCCGUAAGAUUGGCGACUCCAUCCGAGGUCAGGAAGCCUAAUCGACCAGAAGGUCGUCACACUCACACCAUUGCCUUAUGACACAGUCUGCCCGCAGAGUUUAUAUGCAACAAGAGAAUACAAAGGUCGUGUUACCCGGGUCCCGGGCACACGGGCCCACAAUGUAGUUUUUAAUGAACAAAUAUAAGAUAUUAAUUUUAUAAA